Coffea eugenioides is the source of this 1415-nucleotide messenger RNA. RefSeq lists its product as uncharacterized. The record is from RefSeq and is a predicted model, not a curated record. The transcript has 9 exons. Lineage: Eukaryota; Viridiplantae; Streptophyta; Magnoliopsida; Gentianales; Rubiaceae. Gene Ontology annotation, biological process: intracellular transport. Bases 124 to 1158 code for a protein of 344 amino acids.
CACUACAGCACUCAUACUAAUAGAAAAAAAGCCCUAAUUUUCAAAAUUCCCAAAUUUUCCUCUCCGAAUUUACUCGUUUUAUUAACCAGUCCACAUUAAUUCAGUAAUUUUCUAUCGCCAAUAAUGAGAGGAACGAAACGUUUCGCCGCCUCCGACUUGAAUCCAUUACCCAAUGAUUCAAUUCUGAGUAAAAGAAUACUGGCUGGGUCAUCCCUUGAUACUCAAAGGGCUGAGCCAUCUCAACGGCAAAUAAUGACAGCUAGUCCACCAUUGGAUAUGCAGAGAGCAGAAUCAUCUAGACAGCAUGUGAGAGCACUCAACAAGCAAUUCGCGAGUUGGAUCCAGACACAAUUAGAGAAGCACCCAGAUGAACUUUGGGAAGAUGGAGUUCAGGACUAUCUGAAUCAUUCUAAAACCAUUAUGGAGAAAUUCGAUGAUGUUGUCAGCUGGCUGAAAGCGAAUGCUGCAAAAGCUGAAAACAACUCUAUCACUGGUUUGGAUACCAUUCAGAAAAAACCUGUAUCUGAAAGCAAAGAACAAGCCAAUAACUUUUUAUUUGGAAAACCUGGGAUCCCUCCAGCUAGUACAACUGCAAGCUUUGGAACAUCUUGGGGUUCUGGACCAGUCUUUAACAAUAGCAGUCCUUUUUCUUUUGGAAUUCAAGGUUCUGUUGGAAACAAAUAUUCAGUUUCCAUGAACAACGAUGCUUCAAAUGACACAGUUGAGGAAGAGGAUGUGGAGCAGCCUAGCAGUCCAUCUGUGAAGAAGACUGAAGAGGAAGGAAUCAUUGUGGUUCAUGAAGUUAAUUGUAAAGUAUAUGUCAAGUCCAGUGACCCAACUGACAAAGAUGCAUGGAAGGAUAAGGGCUCGGGGCAACUUUCUAUCAAAUGUAAAGAGGGUGUUGAUAAGGGUACCAGAGAAUCCAAGCCAAUUAUUGUUGUACGAAAUGAAGUUGGGAAGGUGUUGCUCAAUGCAUCAUUAUAUACUGGCAUCAAGACCAAUUUGCAGAGGCGCUCUAUUAUUGCUAUAUUUCAUACUUUGGCUGAUGGUGACAACAAAGAGACCGUUGUUGCACAGACAUUCUUGAUAAGAACUAAGACUGACGAGGAACGCGAUCAAUUGGCUGAGGUUAUUAAAGAAUAUGCUCCUGCAGCAUGAAGGUUGAGUUGGAAACUGCAUAGAUGGAUCAUCUUGUUGUACAAACUAUCUGAGCGUUUACGAGUCGUGCUUGGAUAUUCUUUCUCUAUUUAUUUGUUUUCCAAGAUUUGUGGUCGGGGAAUGGCAUCAAAAUUUAGCCGAUCGCUUUUAUCGGAAAUUUAGGUACAGAAAGCUUUAUCUGUAAUUUGAGGAAAAUUCCAAUGUAUAACAGUAGUGUUAUAUAGAGGAGAAACAAUACAUGCCCCGUUUAACAAUAA